Messenger RNA from Saccostrea echinata, 1662 nucleotides. RefSeq names its product beta,beta-carotene 15,15'-dioxygenase-like. Gene Ontology annotation, biological process: retinal metabolic process; carotene catabolic process. Gene Ontology annotation, molecular function: carotenoid dioxygenase activity; beta-carotene 15,15'-dioxygenase activity. The record is from RefSeq and is a predicted model, not a curated record. NCBI's taxonomy places the organism in Eukaryota, Metazoa, Mollusca, Bivalvia, Ostreida, Ostreidae.
UGCCCGUUAGAGUGUACUAGAGGCUUCUGAAUCCCUUCCCGAGAUUCAUGUGCAUUUCCUGUCGAAUCCACUACGCAGAUUUAGAUUUCUAAGAAAGACGCCAUCAUGUCGAGACUAUUUGUAGAGUCCGUUGACGAAUGUCCACCCAUAGAAGGAAUCAUCGAAGGUAGAGUACCUUCCUGGAUCAAGGGCACUUUAUUCAGAAAUGGGCCAGGACUAUACGAGUUUGGGAAAUACAAGAUGAAUCACAUGUUCGAUGGAAUGGCAGCGGUACAAAGAUGGACAUUCCGUGAUGGAAAAAUCACAUAUCAACGGAAGUUCGUCAACAGUCAGGCGUUUCAAAGAAACCAAAGUUCAAACCGUAUAGUCUUUACGGAAUUUGGUACACACAAAGUUCCAGAUCCUUGCCUGAAUAUAUUUCAAAGAUUCAUUUCGUUCUUCACAUCUGAUGAGAACACCGAUAACACCUGUGUCACAGUCUGGCCUCAAGGAGACAGGGUUUUUGUUUCUACGGAAACGGUCAAAAUUCAUGAAAUUAACCCAGAAACACUGGAAACUCUGCAAACAGUAAAUUUGUCCGACUUUUUGACCAUAAACACAGCCACAGCACACACGCAUUGGGACAACGAUGGCACUGUACAUCAUUUUGGUUUCUGGUUCAAAGGAAAAGACCCAAAGUAUACCUUAUUUAAAAUUCCACCAAAAGCAGAAGUAAAGGACGCAUAUUCUAAUAUCGACAUUGUUGGGUCUGUGCCUAGCAGAUGGAAGUUACACCCCAGCUAUGUCCACAGUUUCGGAAUCACGGAAGACUUCUACGUCUUUGUGGAGCAGCCCCUUGUAUUCGACAUUUUGAAGUUUGUGUCUAUGAACGUAGCAAAAAGAGGAAUUGAAAAAAAAUUUGACAUGACAUUAUUUUACAUGUUGAACAGAAAGACCGGAAAACGCCACAACCCCUCAGUGAAAUAUAGCGGGGACCCCAUGUUCAUGUUCCAUAUCAUCAACAGCUACCAAGAGGAAGAUUUUCUGGUGUUUGAUGUCUGUGCAUUUAAGGACAACACAAUCAUUAAGACUUUGUACCUGAAGAACUUUACAGAGGAGAAGAUAGCCGAAACAAUGAAAAACCUACCAGGAGCUAGUGUUCGUAGAUAUGUGUUCCCAUUAAACAUCGAUAAAAACACUCCAUUGAACGAGAACCUGAUUACCCUGCUCGGGUGUACAGCUACCGCAGUGAAGAUAUCAGCCACAAAGGUCUACUGUAGCUGGCAGGAGAUUGACACACAAGGACAUGGGUUUGAGCUUCCACAGAUUAAUUAUACACACUAUAACGGGAAGAAGUAUAGAUAUGCCUAUGGAGUUGGUAAAGAUUUAUCAAAGCAGCUGGUGAAACUGGAUAUGGACACUCAAGAAGUCAAAUUGUGGUCGGCAGAGGGGUACUUCGUAUCGGAACCAGUGUUUUUAGCUACCCCCGGGGCUACCAAGGAGGAUGAUGGUGUGGUCCUCAGCGCAAUCAGUCCACAAGACAAAGACAAGCAGGCAUUUCUGUUAUUACUUAAUGCACAGACUUUUGAAGAAAGAGCUCGUGUGACCUUUGACACAGACAGAUUUUCAAGAGAUCUCCAUGGAUUUUUUAAAACUGAAAUGCAAUAAAUGCUUCUUUCUUUC